AUGUCAUCAAGUUUAGUUAUGGUAUUUAUUCAUUCAAUUAAAGUUAAAAUGUUAUUUUUAUCAUUUAUUAAUGCUUUUUAUUUAUUAAAAAAUACACAGGCUAAUGGUUAUAAAACUAAAAAGAGGGUUUUGGAUACAGAAGAUACCUUAUUGGGUGUUAAUGAUUCCCCACACAAAAAACAAAAGGUAUUUUUGAAGGAACUUGAAUGUUUAAAUCAGCAUUCCCAGUAUUUUCAAACAAACCCUACAAUUAUUCCAGAUCAAUUAGAUGAAGAGCAAAUUGAAGACCGAUAUCGAAUGAGUAUUUCUCAUUUGACCAAAUUACCAACACCAAUAAUUAUGGCUUUCACUCCAAACUCGAUGGACCAAAGUAGAAAAUAUCAUGUCUUUGAUGAUAGUUAUUAUGAAAAAUAUAUCCAAGGAUUUGAUUUCUUUCAACUCUUAUGCCGAAAAUAA
Messenger RNA from Dictyostelium purpureum, 456 nucleotides. RefSeq lists its product as uncharacterized. NCBI's taxonomy places the organism in Eukaryota, Evosea, Eumycetozoa, Dictyosteliales, Dictyosteliaceae. Bases 1 to 456 code for a protein of 151 amino acids. The record is from RefSeq and is a predicted model, not a curated record. The transcript has 2 exons.